Messenger RNA from Ananas comosus (pineapple), 943 nucleotides. RefSeq names its product ubiquitin-conjugating enzyme E2 36-like. Gene Ontology annotation, biological process: DNA damage tolerance; protein K63-linked ubiquitination. Gene Ontology annotation, cellular component: nucleus. The record is from RefSeq and is a predicted model, not a curated record. The transcript is spliced from 6 exons. Lineage: Eukaryota; Viridiplantae; Streptophyta; Magnoliopsida; Poales; Bromeliaceae. Bases 430 to 882 code for a protein of 150 amino acids. Gene Ontology annotation, molecular function: ubiquitin conjugating enzyme activity.
CCUCUAAUAUCUGUAAAAAAAAAUGUUAUUUUAUUUUUUUCCUCUUUUCCCCCCAACUCUCUCAAAAGAAAAUUCUAGUUCCUCCAAAUUUCUCUUUUCCCCAACUCCUCUCUCUCGAAAAAAAAACCCUAAUUUCCCCAUGUCCUCCCCUCUUCCCCGACAUCGACACUACCAAAAAAACCCCAUCCCCCCAUUGAUGCUACGCCUUCUCCUUCUCCACGGCAGCCGCGUUUGCUCUUCCCCACGGCCGGCGGCCACGCUUCCGCCGCUCCCAAGGCCGCGUCUGCUCAGGUGCGCGCCCCUUCACUCUCCCGCGUCUCUCAGGUGCGCCCUUUUCCUUUCCCGUCCCAGGUUCCAUCUCCUCCAUCCUCUCCGCUAGAAACCCUAGCAGAGGACGCCUGGGAUCUGCUCAAUCUCGCCGCCGACGAGAUGAUGUGGAUGAGUCUCCACGAGCAAGGUAACCACCGGAGCUUCAACGGCGUCAACAUCACGGUCCCAGCACAGAAACCCUCGUCUCCUCCAAUUCGCGCGCCGCCGAAAAACCCUAACCCUAACCCUAAAGGCGGUUACUACACCCCGCUGUUGACUCAACGCCAGGUUCAAGUUGCUCAAGUUCGUUUUCUUACCAAAAUUUAUCAUCCCAAUAUUGACAAGCUUGGAAGGAUAUGCUUUGACAUUUUAAAGGACAAAUGGAGUUCUGCCCUCCAUAAAAGGAGGGUUCUAUUGAGUAUUCAAGCACUUCUUAGUGCGCCAAACCUGGAUGACCCACUGUCGGACAACAUAGCUAAACAUUGGAAGGCCAAUGAAGCAAAAGCUGUUGAAAUCGAUUUUGUAUUCGAAAGAAGUGAAAGCACACCUUUUGUAGGUUGCAGGUGUCAAUAAUUCAAAUAACUCAUCUCCAAACAAUUAUUUUUCGAAUGCAAGUCACGAGCUUGGAGGGAAC